AUGGCGCCACUCCCAGCAUUCCCCAUGGAUCUCAUCAGCAUCGCCUGCGCCGCUCUCCUGGCACUGCCCGUGGUGGCCCUCAUGGCACUGGCGCAUCGCCUGGGGCUCCUCUACCAGCUCUUCCAUCAGGUGGACCCCCAAAGCCCCCGGCACGGUGGGGAGCUGGUGGCGGAGGUGCUGAAGGCGCACGGGGUCCGCUUCAUCUUCACCCUGGCUGGUGGCCACAUCUCCCCUGUCCUGGUGGCCAGCGAGAAGGUGGGGAUCCGAGUGGUGGACACCAGGCACGAGGCCACCGCGGUCUUUGCCGCUGAUGCCGUCUCCAGGAUCUCCGGUCGCAUCGGCGUCGCCGUGGUCACCGCCGGUCCCGGUGUCACCAACACGGUGACGGCCGUCAAGAACGCCCAGAUGGCCGAGUCCCCAUUGCUGCUCAUCGGGGGCGCAGCCGCCUCCCUGCAGAAGGGCCGCGGAGCUCUGCAGGACAUUGACCAGCUCUCGCUCUUCAGGACCCUCUGCAAAGCGACCGUCUCGGUGCGAACGGUGCGGGGCAUCGUCCCAACGCUCCGCAAAGCCAUCGCCACCGCGCAGUCGGAGACCCCAGGACCCGUCUUCGUGGAGCUCCCCAUCGAUGUCCUGUACCCCUUCCAUGUGGUGCAGAAGGAGAUCACUGGCACCAAGAGCGCCCGGGGGCUGCGGGGGAAGGUGGUUCAAUGGUACCUCCAAAACUACAUCCGGAACCUCUUUGCGGGUGCUUGGGACCCCCAGGAUGUGUCCCCGUUGCCAGUGAAGGUGCCGUUGGCCACUGAGGAUGAGGUCCAGCGCUGUGCGGAGCUGCUGAGCAGGGCCACCAAGCCCCUGGUGCUGGUGGGCAGCCAGGCCCUGCUGCCCCCGACCCCGGCCGAGGAGCUGCGUGCAGCGCUGGAGGCUCUGGGGGUCCCCUGUUACUUGGGGGGCGCAGCGAGGGGGCUCCUGCCCCCCAACAGCCCCAUCCUCCUGCGGCAGAGCCGGCGUGAGGCCCUGCGGGAGGCAGACCUGGUGCUGCUGGCAGGCGCCGUGUGCGACUUCCGCCUCUCCUAUGGGCGCCUCUUCGGCCGCGGCGCCGCCAUCGUGGCGGUGAACCGGGAUCGGGAGCAGCUCCUCCGGAAUUCCGACAUCUUCUGGAAAGCCCGGCUGGCCGUGCAAGGGGAUGCCGCCUCCUUCGUGGUGCGGCUGGCGCGGAGCCUCCCGGGAUACGGCUGCUCCGGGGAAUGGCUGCAGCGGCUGCGGGAGAGGGAGCGGGGCAAGGAGCAGGAGAACCGGGAGAAGGCUGCGAUCCCGACGGAGCAGCACCUGAACCCCCUGGAGCUGCUGCAGGUCCUGGAUGAGCUCCUGCCUCCCGAGAGCCUUCUGGUGGCCGAUGGGGGGGACUUCGUGGGUACCGCAGCCUACAUCGUGCGGCCCCGGCGGCCCCUGGCCUGGCUGGAUCCCGGCCCCUUUGGAACGUUGGGUGUCGGAGGCGGCUUCGCGCUCGGGGCCAAGCUCUGCCGGCCCGAGGCCGAGGUCUGGGUCCUCUAUGGGGAUGGGUCCCUGGGCUACAGCCUCAUGGAGUUCGACACCUUCGUGAGGCACAAGGUCCCGGUCAUCGCGCUGGUUGGGAAUGACGCGUGCUGGAGCCAGAUCGCGCGGGAGCAGGUGGCUCUGCUGGGCAGCGGCGUCGCCUGCGGCCUCCACUACCUGGGAUACCACCUGGUGGCCGAGGCUCUGGGUGCCAAAGGCUUCGUGGUUGGGCGCCAGGACCGGGAGCGCUUGGGCAGCGUCAUCCUCGCCGCGCAGGAUUCGUGCCGCCGCGGCCACCCCGUCCUGCUCAACGCCCUCAUCGGCCGCACCGGCUUCCGCGACGGCGCCAUCUCCGUGUAGGCACCGGGGCCGGCGAUGGCCACAAAGGGG
This is a messenger RNA of Pezoporus flaviventris, 1923 nucleotides long. RefSeq names its product ilvB acetolactate synthase like (gene ILVBL). Gene Ontology annotation, cellular component: acetolactate synthase complex. Gene Ontology annotation, molecular function: thiamine pyrophosphate binding; magnesium ion binding; acetolactate synthase activity. The record is from RefSeq and is a predicted model, not a curated record. Bases 1 to 1893 code for a protein of 630 amino acids. The transcript has 16 exons. Gene Ontology annotation, biological process: L-valine biosynthetic process. NCBI's taxonomy places the organism in Eukaryota, Metazoa, Chordata, Aves, Psittaciformes, Psittacidae.